CGUUUCUUCUAUUAAUCAUUAUUUACUCAACCGAACUCAUGGGAAAGAAAAAGUCAAAGUCCAAGAGCAAUAGCUCUUCAGAGUUAGAGUCUGCCAUUUCACCAAUCAUUGAAAUAAACUAUCAGGACCCAUUAUUUUCUCUUGCUGCUCAUCCCACUAAACCUAUAUUCUUAUCUGGUUUAGCCACUGGUCAUCUUUAUUGUAAUACAUACGAUGCUGAUAAAUUGGAAGAGACUCAAACCGCAAAGAGGGAAGAGUUUGAACUUCUUGAAAAAGAAGCAUUUCAAAAAGGUAAAGUGAGUAGUAUCAAUAGAUCAGUUUCUCAACUGAAGAAGAAAUGGUGGGAGAUUAUUCAGAAUAAUACUGAAAUUCCACAAGGUUCGAAUUUAUCUACCAAUUGGAAAACCAAAAGACAUAAAGGGUCAUGUCGUUCUGUCAUAUUUGACUGCUUGGAAGGAUCUGUAGGGGAAAAUUUAUAUUCGGUAGGAACAGAUCAUAUAAUCAAAAAGGCCAACACUGAGACCGGGAAGGUUAUAUCCAAAAUCAGCACUUCUGAUCAUUACCCAAACCCAAAAGAUGCUACCACUAAGUUAUCCCACUCAGCAACUCAUCCAUUUUUAUUGACUGGUACUGAAAAUGGCCAUGUCUUGGUCUAUGAUAGUAAAAAUCUCUCUUCAAAUCAGCUUAAGUUUAAAGUUCUGAGCGCUCAUGAAGAUUCCAUUAAUGAUAUAUUACCAAUGCCUGCUGUUUCUGCUUACCAUUACUUAACCUUAGGCUCUACCACAUUGUCGCACUUGGAUAUUCGUAAAGGUAUUAUAACACAAUCCGAUGAUCAAGAAGACGAACUUCUUUCCAUGUGUUAUGCAACUGACCAAAUCAAUCAGAAUCAAAAUGAUACUGUUUUGGUGUCACACGGGGAGGGUAUAGUCACAAUUUGGAAAAACUCCAAGAAUAGUUUCAGAGAUCAGUUGUCUCGUAUUAAAGUCAACAAAAAUGCAUCAAUUGAUGCUAUUAUACCUACUAUGAACUGUGACGAUGGUGAUAUGAUUGAUUCUGUUUGGUGUGGAGAUAGUGAAGGUUUAUUACAUAGAGUCAAUUAUAAAAGAGGUAAAGUUGUUGAAACAAGAGUUCAUUCAUCUACUUCUGGUAAGUAUGGUGCUGUUGAUGAAGUUGGUUUAUUGGAUAUUGAUUAUGAUUACAGAUUGAUCAGUGCAGGUAUGGAUGGAUUGAAAAUAUGGUCUGGCCAAGAUUAUGAGGAUCUCAACGGCGAUAGCGAAGAAGACAGUGAUGAAGAUAGUGACAGCGAUAGUGGCGACGAGAUUAUUGGAUCUCAACAAGACGAUUCCGAUUCAAAAGACCAAUGGGAAGAUAUAAGCUCCGAUGAGGGUUCGAACAGUGGAAGUGAACCGGAAUCCUUGGGUCCUUCUGAUUUUUCCGACUCUGGAGACGAUGCCGAAGAAGAGCAACAGGAUGAUACAAAGCACGAAGAUCAAGAUGACGAUCAAGAUGACGAUCAAGAUGACGAUCAAGAUGACGAACAAGAUGAAGAAGAACAAGAACAAAAACCACUCGACAUUGUCAGAAAGAAACGUUUUGAUCCAUCUAAAUUAAACCCAUCAAAGAAAAAGGUUAUUGAUAUCAACAAAUUGACAGCAGAAAGUCAACCAAAGGAAGAAGAAUCGGCUGAACCAGAACCAAAAAAGAAGAAACAAAAAAUCAAGCAGCUAUCAGCCAAACAACUCAGAAAUGCCCAACAACACGAACAAGGUAUUCGUCGUUUUGAAGGUUUAUAAAUAUAUUUUGCAACAAAUAUAGAGUACGAUUUUGCGGUAAAUAAAAAGUGUGUAGAGAACAAAAGUCGCC
Molecule: messenger RNA, 1863 nt
Organism: Hyphopichia burtonii NRRL Y-1933
Lineage: Eukaryota; Fungi; Ascomycota; Pichiomycetes; Serinales; Debaryomycetaceae
Gene: JIP5
Product: Jip5p
Exons: 1
Coding region: 39-1793 (584 amino acids)
Molecular function (GO): protein binding
Source: RefSeq, a predicted model, not a curated record